CUGGUGUUUUGUUUGUUAAUGAGAGAAUAGACAGAGAGGAUCUCUGCGCUAAACAGUCGAAAUGUACCCUAAGCGUAGAAGCCGUUAUUAACAAUCCGUUGAAACUGUAUCGCUUAGAGAUAAAUAUUGCAGAUGUUAACGACAAUUCUCCGUCGUUUAGCUCGAAAUCAAAAAUCAUAAACAUUGCCGAAAGCACUUUACCAGGAGUCAGAUUUCAUCUCCCCGUUGCAACGGAUGCCGAUGUUGGUAAACAUAGUGUCAAUACUUAUAGGAUUAGUCCUAAUGAAUAUUUUUCCGUAGAGACAAGUAAGGGGGGAGAACACAGAUUAUCUGCCGAGUUAGUUCUUCAGAAAGCACUUGACCGUGAAAAACAGUCUGUUGUUCCACUCACUCUGACCGCUGUAGAUGGUGGAAACCCACCUAAGUCAGGGACAAUGGAAAUCAGGGUUAUUGUUCUUGAUAAUAAUGAUAAUGUACCUGUGUUUAGUCGCACGUUAUACAAAGCAAGCGUUGUCGAAAAUGUACCGGUAGGGACAUUAGUUGUUGUUUUAAAUGCCACAGACGCAGAUGAAGGUGCUAACAGUGACAUAUUUUAUUCAAUAAGCAAAGGAGAUCAAGACAAAAUCUUAGAGAUUUUUGACCUCGAUUCAAAGACCGGGGCUGUUACAGUGAAGGGCAAUAUAGAUUUUGAACAAAAUAGUGCAUUUGAAAUCCGGGCUGAGGCAAGCGACAAAGGUCAGCCCCCAAUGGCGACGCAGUGUAAAGUGCUUGUCGAAGUAAUCGACGUGAACGACAAUGCCCCAGAAAUUACAGUUACCACACUUCUUAACACAGUGAGCGAGGACGCCAGAGUUGGCACCGCGAUUGCACUUGUGUCUAUCCUAGACAGAGAUAGUGGGAAGAAUGGUAUGGUCCAUUGUUCCAUGUCAAAUAAAGGCCCCUUCAAACUGGAGGGAAACUAUAAAAACUACUAUUCCUUGGUUGUAGAUGGCCCUCUAGACAGAGAGAAUGCGGCCCAGUACAACGUCACCAUCACCGCUGUGGAUGAGGGGACUCCGCCCCUCUCUAGCAUGAGCGUAAUUACUGUACACGUCUCUGAUGUCAACGACAACGCACCUCGCUUUCCAGAGCCACAUAUUAAUGUUUAUGUUAAAGAGAAUAGUCCAGUUGGGGCCCUUCUAUCAACGUUGUCUGCUUCUGACGCUGAUAUAAAUGAAAAUAGUCAUGUUACUUAUUCUGUUUUGAACAACAACGAGCUUCCAUUAACAUCAAUGGUUAAUAUAAAUUCAAUUACAGGAGAUAUGCAUGCAGUGAAGUCAUUUAAUUACGAAGAACUUAAGUCUUUUCAGUUCACUGUUCUUGCCACAGACUCAGGUGUCCCCCCACUUAGCAGUAAUGCUACUGUAAAUGUUUUCGUUCUGGAUGAGAAUGACAACAGCCCCAGUAUUCUGCCCCCCUAUUCGGAGCACGGGUCUGUGAAUACAGAAAACAUCCCCUACAGUGCUGAAGCUGGAUACUUUGUAGCCAAGAUCAGGGCCGUAGACGCAGACUCUGGAUAUAAUGCACUGCUUUCGUAUCACCUCUCUGAACCUAAAGGAAACAACCUUUUCCGAAUUGGGACCAGCAAUGGGGAGGUCAGGACUAAAAGGCGCAUGAGCGACAAUGAUUUGAAAACGCACCCACUGGUGGUUUCCGUUUCAGAUAAUGGAGAGCCUUCACUUUCAGCCACUAUGUCCAUUGAUGUUGUGGUCGCUGAAAACGGUGGAGAAUCGCUGACUCAUUUCCGACAUAUCCCAGUAAAGGAUGAGACUUUUUCUGACUUAAACCUUUAUUUGCUUAUCGCCAUUGUUUCAGUGUCGGUCAUCUUUUUGCUGAGCCUCAUCAGCUUGAUAGCUGUAAAAUGUCACAGGACAGACAGCAGUUUCAGUGGCUACAAUCCCCCAAUGAUCACCACACAUCCUGACGGAACCUGGUCUUACUCCAAAUCUACACAGCAGUAUGACGUUUGCUUUAGCUCAGACACACUGAAGAGUGACGUGGUAGUUUUCCCUUCGCCGUUUCCACCUGCUGAUGCAGAAUUGAUCAGUAUUAAUAGCGGAGACACCUUUCAGCGGACACAGACACUUCCAAAUAAAGAAAAGGUAAGAACUCCUUAA
Messenger RNA from Alosa sapidissima (American shad), 2156 nucleotides. RefSeq names its product protocadherin alpha-3-like. NCBI's taxonomy places the organism in Eukaryota, Metazoa, Chordata, Actinopteri, Clupeiformes, Clupeidae. Gene Ontology annotation, molecular function: calcium ion binding. The record is from RefSeq and is a predicted model, not a curated record. Gene Ontology annotation, cellular component: plasma membrane. The coding region runs from base 435 to 2156 and encodes 573 amino acids. Gene Ontology annotation, biological process: homophilic cell-cell adhesion. The transcript has a single exon.